AGCGGCUCCUGUCAGCGGGUGAAAUGGCAGUGGCGGAGCCGGCGACGGCCGCGGUCCCCGGGGGUGGCUGAUUGAAAGGGGGGCCGGGCCGUGGGGUUUGCGGGACCCUGGAGCAGACGUGACCGCGGGUAGGGGCAUCGGACGACGCAGCGCAGGGACAGCGAGGCUCGGCGCGGCGAUGGCGGCGCUCUCGGCGCAGACAGAGCUAUAACCUGGCAUCCCCCUGGCCGAUGAGCCUGCCCACCAUGGCAAGCCCCACUCUGAGCCCGGACUCCUCAUCUCAGGAGGCCCUGUCAGCACCCACCUGCUCCCCAACCUCUGACUCCGAGAAUCUCAGCCCAGAUGAGCUAGAACUACUGGCCAAGCUCGAGGAGCAGAACCGGCUCCUGGAAGCCGACUCCAAGUCCAUGCGCUCCAUGAAUGGCUCCCGGAGGAACAGUGGCUCCUCACUGGUAUCCAGCUCCUCAGCCUCCUCCAACCUGAGCCACCUGGAGGAGGACACAUGGAUUCUCUGGGGCCGCAUUGCCAACGAGUGGGAGGAGUGGCGGCGCAGGAAGGAAAAGCUACUCAAGGAGCUGAUCCGAAAGGGCAUCCCACACCACUUUCGGGCCAUCGUUUGGCAGCUCCUGUGCAGUGCCACAGAUAUGCCAGUCAAAAACCAGUACUCUGAACUCCUCAAGAUGUCCUCACCAUGUGAGAAGCUGAUCCGAAGGGAUAUUGCCCGCACCUACCCAGAACAUGAAUUCUUCAAAGGCCAGGACAGCCUGGGCCAGGAAGUCCUCUUCAAUGUCAUGAAGGCAUACUCCCUGGUUGAUCGGGAGGUGGGUUACUGCCAGGGCAGUGCCUUCAUUGUGGGCUUACUCCUCAUGCAGAUGCCUGAGGAAGAGGCCUUCUGUGUGUUCGUGCGGCUGAUGCAGGAGUACCGGCUACGGGAGCUCUUCAAGCCCAGCAUGGCCGAGCUGGGACUCUGUAUCUACCAGUUCGAAUACAUGCUACAGGAGCAGCUUCCGGACCUGAAUACCCACUUCCGCUCACAGAGCUUCCACACAUCCAUGUAUGCAUCCUCAUGGUUCCUCACGCUUUUCCUUACCACCUUCCCUCUGCCUGUUGCCACCCGGGUCUUUGACAUCUUUAUGUAUGAGGGACUGGAGAUUGUGUUCCGAGUAGGCCUUGCCCUGCUGCAAGUGAACCAGACAGAGCUGAUGCAACUGGACAUGGAGGGCAUGUCCCAGUACUUCCAGAGAGUGAUCCCCCACCAGUUUGACAGCUGCCCAGACAAGCUGGUCCUCAAGGCUUAUCAGGUCAAGUACAACCCUAAGAAGAUGAAGAGGCUGGAGAAGGAGUACGCAGCUAUGAAGAGUAAAGAGAUGGAAGAGCAGAUCGAGAUCAAAGUGAGUGCCAGAGGCGAGAGCGCGGCCUUGGCUGAUAGGUUAAUCCAGGGGCAGGUGACACGGGCACAGGAGGCUGAGGAGAACUAUGUCAUCAAACGGGAGUUGGCAGUAGUGAGACAACAGUGUAGCUCCACCGCAGAGGACCUUCAGAAAGCACAGAGUACCAUUCGGCAGUUGCAAGAACAGCAGGAAAACCCUCGCCUCACAGAGGACUUUGUGGCCCACCUGGAGACAGAACUGGAGCAGUCACGGCUAAGGGAGACAGAGACUCUGGGGGCCCUUCGAGAAAUGCAGGACAAAGUUCUGGACAUGGAAAAGAGGAACAGCUCACUGCCAGAUGAGAACAAUGUAGCCAGGCUGCAGGAGGAACUCAAGGCACUCAAGGUGCGGGAGGGNGAGGCCGUAGCCUCUGCGCGAGAGCUAAAGCUGCAGCUGCAGGAGCUCUCAGACACCUGGCAGGCCCAUCUUUCCCGCGGUGGCCGCUGGAAGGAAUCCCCGCGGAAGCUGGUCCUGGGCGAGUUACAGGACGAGCUCAUGACUGUGCGUUUGCGCGAGGCACAGGCCCUGGCCGAUGGCCGCGAAUGGCGGCAGCGCGUGGUGGAACUGGAGACGCAGGACAACAUCCACCGCAACCUGCUGAACCGUGUGGAGGCGGAACGCGCGGCCCUGCAGGAAAAGUUGCAGUACCUGGCAGCACAGAACAAGGGACUCCAGACUCAGCUCAGCGAAAGCCGCCGCAAGCAGGCAGAGGCUGAGUGCAAGAGUAAGGAGGAGGUGAUGGCUGUGCGCCUUCGGGAGGCAGACAGCAUGGCUGCAGUGGCGGAGAUGAGGCAGCGCAUCGCAGAGCUGGAGAUCCAGAGGGAGGAGGGCCGCAUCCAGGGCCAGCUGAACCACUCGGAUUCAUCGCAGUACAUCCGUGAGCUGAAGGACCAGAUCGAGGAGCUGAAGACUGAGGUGCGGUUGCUGAAAGGGCCACCGACAUUCGAGGACCCGCUGGCUUUCGAUGGGCUGAGCCUAACGCGGCACCUGGAUGAGGAUUCGCUACCAUCUUCUGAUGAGGAGCUGCUGGGCGUGGGCGUGGGCGCAGCCCUGCAGGACCCACUCUACCCUCUCUCUCCCCGGGACGCACGCUUCUUCAGAAGCCUGGAUCGACCAGCCAAGGACAGCGAAGGUAGCUCGGACAGCGACGCAGAUGAACUAGCCACGCCUUACAGCAACCAGGGCCUGGACAACUGAAGCCNGGGGCCCACUCACGGGGAGCCUGGAGGCCCGCAUUGCUGGCAGGAGAGAUCAGCAGUCCGCGACCUUGCUGCUCCACAGUACUAAGGAAUUCUGUGCCUCUGUAACUCCUGCCAACUGAGGGCCAGGUGGAGGAGGCAGCACAGAGGGCAGGGCCUACCGGCAGGCCUGGCCUACAUAGCAGUGUUUACCCGUGUUAGACCAUAUCGUCCAAGCCCUCCUGAGUUCAAGGGGUGCGUGGGCCAGUUACCUGGAGAGGGUUGCUCUCCUAACAUGGACAAGGGCCGAAAGUGGGGAGGUCCCAGGACUUGUUAAUAAGAAGCGUCCUCCUCCUAGUCAGCUUCCCUUUGGGACAAGGGUGGCCCUGCUGGGUUGGGCCCAGGAACUACAGGUCUGAGGAAGGAGGGGCAACUGGGACUGGAUAUUAGCACCCCAGCACAGGUUCUCUGGACACAGUGAUAUUGAGCAGCCAGCCCCUUGCCACUGGGGACAGAUGGCCAGGCUGGACUUUUCUGCCUGGUGCAGGCAUCAUGGUCCCUGCAGCAGAAACCAAAGCCCCCUCCCAUCCUGUCUGCAGGACCACCUGGGGUGUGAGCGGUCAGGGGGAACCAGCUCAGGCCUGGACAGUCUCUCCCCACUCUCUAGGGCUAUAGAAACUGCAAAGAAGAAACCCUUUCCCUAGAGCACCCAUCUCCCUCUGGGGAGUAGUAAUAUCACACGUGUUGGCUGGCUGUAGAAGAGAACCCCGCUCCUUGGGAGUUCUCAGCCUCAGUUCACUUAUUCCUGAGGACUUAUUCCACUUAUUCUGGCUAGAGUGUCCCAGUCCAUUCCCUCCCCUUAUCUCCUCGAAGUGUUCCCAUGGUCUCUGCCCAGUCAGAGUUGAGAAUGGUGCCAAAGUCCAUCAAUGCUCCCCAGGCUCCUUUAUCCUUCACAUCCCCACUGCCCGCAUCUUGGGACCCCUGGGGGCUGACCCCUUCUCAGUACUCCUAGAGCCUCAGGUAGAAUGGUUCCCACAGCAUUCCCUGGGUGCUUCCUGGGUGGGGCCCCCAGCUCAGUUUCCAUUCCUGGUGGCCCACUCUUCAAGUGUUAAAAAAAAAAAAAAGCCUGGGGGCUGGAGCAGGGUACCCCUGAGGAGGCCCUCUCGUGUGCUCCUCCUGUGCCCUUCCACACUGCCCACCACCAUUUUGCACACUGCCUGUUCACACUCCAUGUCUCCAAGGCAGAAAAGAUGGAAAAUAAAGUGUAUUUACACAGUCC
This is a messenger RNA of Mus pahari (shrew mouse), 3887 nucleotides long. It is a transcript of the gene Evi5l, whose product is annotated as ecotropic viral integration site 5 like. The transcript has 19 exons. NCBI's taxonomy places the organism in Eukaryota, Metazoa, Chordata, Mammalia, Rodentia, Muridae. The record is from RefSeq and is a predicted model, not a curated record. The coding region runs from base 231 to 2627 and encodes 798 amino acids.